AUGACUGACAUCUGUGGGAGUGCUAAAUUGACGGGUGGCAAUAGGAGUGGACGACGACCUCGAGGUGGAGGGCGAGGAGGCAGAGGAGCGAGUAAUGCAGGCAUCCGGGGGCCGCAUUCCGCGCUCACUGAUUUUCUGGCGGCGAAUAACAUCUCUGCGCGAGACAUCCGAGAUUCGUACCGCGAUCGUGUGCAACAAGCCGAACGGGACACCCCGCAGCCAGGAGACAAUGGAGAAGGACCCUCGAAUUCUGGCGGCCAUGACGAUGGCGAUGUUGAGCAAGACGUACAAGCAGAGUCCUCAGCCAUGGCAGCUGAGCGCACAGCGGAGAAGUCGCGCAAGCGCAAGCGCCAUCAGAGUGAGGCGAUAGCCAAGAUCAAAAAAGGCAAAGAGGAUAAGAAGAAGGCUCAGAAGAAGAAAAAGAAGGGUUCCGAGGACAAUUCCGAGUUUGAAGAUGACUUGGAGAUGUACAAAAAGGCGAAGAAACUACCGGGUCAGCUUGAGAAUUGCGAAUUGUGUAACAAACGGUUUACAGUCACUCCAUACAGCAAGUCUGGACCCCAGGGCGGACUGCUAUGUACACCUUGUGGUAAGGAGAUGCAGAAGGAGGCAAAAGCACAGCAGAAAAUUGCGAACCCAGUCAUACGCAAAGGUCGCAGAAAACUUGAAAGCAACCGUCUAGACGGUCUGAUGGCUCGUGGACCGAAAACACUGCAACAACUGUGCAUUGAAAAACUCGCGAAGCACUCAGAAGAUAUUGAUGAAUUGGGCGAGAUGCCAGAAAGCAUCAUGAAUAGGAUCAGUGAGAUCUUUUCAAAGAAGCGGGCAAUGAACUCCACCACGAUGAAGCUAUUCCUGCAUCCAGAUUUGGAGAGUGUGGCAAUACAUGAAGCGGCCUACCUGGAGACCGAAGAUUAUGAUCAGAUUUUCGCAAUAUGCCCGAAUAUCAAGCGCCUAUCUCUACGAAAUUGCUGCCAGUUCAAGGACAGCAAUAUCGAUUAUAUGAUUGAGAAAGCGAGGGCGUUAGCCGAUAUCCAGCUCUUGGGCGCAAAUCUCGUCUCGGACGAGAAGUGGAUAGAGCUGUUCAUUGCGCGAGGUCAAGAUCUACGUUCCUUGAAAGUGGAGUGGCUAGAUGCUGCUUUUGGCGAUGAAGUCGUCGAAGCACUCACAACCUUCUGCCCCAACCUUGAGCGCCUCAAGAUAGAGCGUUGCAAACGCAUCGGGGAAGACAGCAUUGACGCAAUUGCUCGACUCAAACACCUGCAGCAUCUUACUCUACGCUUUUACCAAGAGGUGCCACAUGAGAAACUGAACAACCUUAUCAGCUCCGUAGGCGCAAAUCUCCGUACUCUAUGUCUCGAGCACUUCCUAGACAGUACAAAUGACCCGACCGAUGAAGUUCUGAGUAAUAUCCACAAUACCUGCCGAAACCUCGAAAAAUUUCGCUUCACAGAGAACAACGAGUGUAGUGACGCCGGCUACGUCGCUCUCUUUGCCAACUGGGAGAAUCCUCCCCUUCGCUAUGUCGAUGUGAAUAGCACGCGCGAUAUGGACAAUACUAACCCCGACGGGCCUGAAGACUUCCCUAUCGGUCUUGCGACCAACGGUUUCCUCGAAAUGAUGAAGCAUUCUGGUUCUCGCCUUGAAUAUCUGGACAUCUCAUCUUGCCGGCACAUCUCGCACGCCGCAUUUGUGGAGAUCUUUGAUGGGGUCCGACAGUAUCCCAACCUCGCCGAAAUCAAUCUUUCCUUCCUACCUGUCGUGGAUACAGAGAUUGUAGCAGGUAUUUUCCGCUCAUGCCCACAGAUUAAGAAGGUCGUUACAUUUGGAUGCUUUCAGGUCGCCGAUGUGGUCGUGCCGAGGGGUAUCGUUCUUAUUGGCGCGCCGAAGGCGCAGGAUCAGAUUGAGCAAUUUGGUGACUUGGUCUUGGAUUUCCAGAAGGCUGGGGAAGAGAGGGAAGAGAUGAGGGUGGGCAGAGUUGUCCCUGUUGUGGCGUAG
Plenodomus lingam JN3 is the source of this 1998-nucleotide messenger RNA. RefSeq lists its product as uncharacterized. Gene Ontology annotation, cellular component: SCF ubiquitin ligase complex. The record is from RefSeq and is a predicted model, not a curated record. Gene Ontology annotation, biological process: SCF-dependent proteasomal ubiquitin-dependent protein catabolic process. Lineage: Eukaryota; Fungi; Ascomycota; Dothideomycetes; Pleosporales; Leptosphaeriaceae.